GCUCAGGGGCCCAGGAGUCUCACUCUCCCUCCCAGCUUCUCGGUGUUACCAGGGACUUAGCAGUGCCAGCCAAAUUGGUCAUGGCUGCAACAUAUGCCUCGGUGCAGAAGCGAGGUCACACUCCAGGCCCAGCAGCAACCCAUGAGCCUGCAGAAGCAGAGCUUGAGAAGGCUGUGUAUAGCACUGUCAAGCCCAGGGCCCUUCGGAGUGGGUCCCAUCCCCCCAUGGAAUACACUCCAGUGGUCUUCCCCAGCUCAGCAGCCUUGGAAAGCCCAGCAUGUUCCUCGCCAGGUUCUGGGAGACCCUUACUGUCUCCGGUCAUGGCCCCCAGCACUGCAAGGAAAGCUAGCAUCCACUCCAGGAACUGUCCUGGGCCAGAGGCCUAUGAGGAUGUAACAGACAUUGGAGGUUCAGGCCUGGGCCCCAGUGGCUUCCAGCCCAGCAGCACUCUUGGCUUCAACAUUCGAAUUGGGAAACCGAAAGGUCCCCGAGAUCCCCCAGCUGAAUGGACUCGAAUGUAGGAAAGCUGUGAGAUUCCUGCCUUUCUGCCUGCAGCGCAGGCCCAUCAAGGCAAACAGAGGGUGGCAGGUGGGCAACCAAAUUCGCUUUUUACAAUAAAGUUUUCCCCAUCCUGGAUGAGGUGUUCUUA
Trichosurus vulpecula (common brushtail) is the source of this 649-nucleotide messenger RNA. Its product is annotated as tyrosine-protein phosphatase non-receptor type 18-like. Bases 81 to 521 code for a protein of 146 amino acids. The record is from RefSeq and is a predicted model, not a curated record. The transcript is spliced from 5 exons. NCBI's taxonomy places the organism in Eukaryota, Metazoa, Chordata, Mammalia, Diprotodontia, Phalangeridae.